Molecule: messenger RNA, 2517 nt
Organism: Fusarium falciforme
Lineage: Eukaryota; Fungi; Ascomycota; Sordariomycetes; Hypocreales; Nectriaceae
Exons: 2
Coding region: 1-2517 (838 amino acids)
Biological process (GO): mitotic DNA replication checkpoint signaling; DNA replication initiation; mitotic G2 DNA damage checkpoint signaling
Source: RefSeq, a predicted model, not a curated record
AUGGCCUCGUCCAACGCUGUUGACGAUGAAGAUGUGCAGAUCGACCCGGCAGAGCCUCUCAAGGGCAUCAUCGUCUGCUGUACUAGCAUCCCCGCUGAGCAUCGUACAACCAUCGCUGGCAAGGUCUCCGAGCUAGGUGGUGUCCACAAGUACGAUCUCACUCCUGACGUUACCCACCUCAUUGUCGGCGACUAUGACACGCCCAAAUACCGACAUGUUGCCCGUGAACGCCCCGACAUCAAGGCCAUGGAUGCUGCUUGGAUCGAGGCCCUCAGCGAGCUAUGGAAGAACGAUGACGAGAUCGAUUACCGAAAACUUGAAGCCGAAUAUCAGCUGAAGCCAUUGGAGAAGCGAGGUGUCGACCCCUCGGUCCAGCCGCAGGAAGGAGAGACAGGAAGGGACUCGUUGAUGAUCUGUCUCACGGGCUUUGGCGAGCAGCGGGAUGAGAUUGCCCUCAAAGUCACCUCGAACGGCGGCAAAUACACCGGGGACCUCACGAAGAAGUGCAGCCACCUCAUCGUCAACAAACCCGAGGGCAGAAAGUAUGAGGCGGCCAGACAAUGGGGCAUCCACCCCGUCACCCUCGCCUGGCUGGACCAGUCCAUUGCACGAGGCAUGAUCUUGGAGGAGACCAAAUUCGAUCCUAUACUACCGCCCGAGCAGCAAGGAAAGGGAGCUUGGGUCACAAGAGAACUCAAAAGGACAGCAAGCAAGCGCUCCAGGUCAGCCGUGAUCGCCGCCGAUGAAGGACCUAGGAAGUUAAGGAAGACGGCCAGCAUGAAGCUCAGCUCACAGCGUAACAAUCUUUGGGGUGAUAUCCUUGGACGGUCAACCUCAAGAGAGUACUCGUUUGCCCACGAGAAUAAUUCAGAGGCAGAAAAGCCCCAGGAUCAACCACAACAACCUCAACCCGCCGAAGUUCAACCCCUUGCCCCUAUUGUCCCGGAAAAUCAGGGCAUUUUCGCCAAGUGCUACUUCUAUAUCCACGGCUUCACCGAACAGCGGACAUCAGUUCUCCAACAGACAAUAGUUACGCUGGGAGGCUCUAUUUGUGCUUCAGUACAAGAAGCUGCCCUUGGCAAAACCCCCCAACCGCCCCUCGGCCGCUUCCUGAUCGUCCCUCAAAACUCUCAACCAGAUACCCACCCUCAAGAAUCCUACGACGACCUACAUGUUGUGACAGAAUAUUACAUUGAAAAAUGUCUUCACAACAAGCUCUACUUUGAUCCAACAGAGCACGUCCUCGGCAGACCUUUUCCUUUCUUUCCUAUUCCCGCCUUCAGCAACCUCGUCAUAUGUAGUGCCGCCUUCACUGGCAUUGAACUCAGCCAGGUCGCCCGUGCCGUCGUCCAGCUCGGAGCCAAGUUUGAUGGGGACUUUCGCAAGACUACGGAUGUCUUGGUGUGCAGUUCUCUCGCUGCUAUGCGCAAGGAGAAGCUACGCAUGGCACUUCGAUGGGGCGUCCCCGUGGUGUCGGGCGACUGGCUAUGGGAAUGUAUAUCCACCGGCUUCAAGGUUCCCAUUGACGACUUCAUCUUCCCCGAGAUCAAGAAUCGAUAUGAAGAAACCCUCAAGCCAAAGCCAGAGUCUGUGGAGAAGAAGGCCCCUGGGGCACAACCUAGACCACUAGGCAAACCUAUACAACGCACACAUUCAGAACCCUUCAACGCCAAACCCGCGAUACCCAAAGCUCCCGCAUUCGCAGGAGUAGACACUACGGCCUUUGACCAUGAUUCACCCGAGAAGCCGCACCGCAAGAGCAUCACCCACCCACCCCCUGAAGCAGCUUCCACCACCUCAGCCGACUUUGCCACAGCUCGCACUCACCAAGCCGCUCCCACAAGCCUCCCUCAGGACAAUGAUUUCGACACUCCUCUCGCUGAAGUCCCCUCAGAACACCUUAACAAGCCCCCAUCCCCGACAAAGAAACAAGAACCCAUGCCGCGCACCCGCUCUGACCCCACCAGCAAAUCCUUCACAACCACACACCAGGACUCCACAACUCACCAAGACACAACAGAAUCUCACGACAACUCACACCGAGAGCGUCUCCAGCAGCUGAAGGAACAGCAGCAAGACGCAGAACAAGCUCGACUCCGCGCUAAAGCCGCCGAGCGCCGUGCCCUAUCCACGAAACUAACAUCCCUCAUCGAGACCACAACCCCGAACCUCACCUCCAACCUCUCCCACACCUCUGAUGACCCCGAGCACCCUCCCCCGCGGCCUCGCAGGCGCCAGAUCCUCGGUCGUGCUAUCAGUAACGCCUCCAACGCCAGCAGCGUCGCCUCCCGAUCUGCGCAUGACUCGGCUGAGAUGAUGGGCGACGACUUCAACUCGGCAGAACCCAAGGAGGUUGAGCCGCCGUCAACACAGCUCGAGUACCGCGAUGAAAAGGCCGAGGAGUGUAGGGCUGCGCUGAUAAGUCGGAUGAUGGGGGAGAGUGGCGAUGUCAAGCCAGUAGCGAGGGCCACUCAGAGCGUUGGGGUAGUUGGGGGACGGACGUUGAGAAAACGAUAG